Molecule: messenger RNA, 1436 nt
Organism: Salvelinus namaycush (lake trout)
Lineage: Eukaryota; Metazoa; Chordata; Actinopteri; Salmoniformes; Salmonidae
Exons: 12
Coding region: 114-1142 (342 amino acids)
Source: RefSeq, a predicted model, not a curated record
AAUCAUGUUGUCCAGUGGAAGGACUGAGGUGGUAAAGUACUCUAGAGCUGGAUAUUUGUCACGAUCGUCGUAAGAACAUUCGGACCAAAGGAACCAUACCAGGCCAACAUAGAAUGGCACACAAGAUGAAAUACUACACAGUUGAGACUGGCAAUACUUUGGAUUCUCAUAUUCAGUUUAUGAGACGACUCAACAACACCACAAGAUGUUUUACGGAAGUGAAGUCGCCAGUGGAGAGUGAUGUCAUCAUGGCUUUCUGUCCCAUCGUCUCCCGCACCGGGACUGAUAUUGAAGCAGCACUGCAACAGAUUCCAACUGGUAAAGAUGUCCUUCUGGUAGUGCUGCAUCACACCUUCAACCCAGACUACACUGUACCUGACAGCAGCAGACUAGUGACCAGAAGUGAUGUAAUACUCACAGUGGACUGUCUGUUCCAUGAGAGCCAGGGAGGACUCCUGGAGUGUCCUCGCAAUGAUGCAGCAGCCAGCAGGGUUCUGAGGAAGCUGAACAUACAGCCAAAGAUUGGAGCUGAAGAACAGAUCAGAAUCCCUGAACAGGGUAACAUGCUGACCGGACAUUCUGGCAUUCUAGUUGUGAUUCAGAGCUGUGUAACGGUGUUGUGGCAGAAUUUGGGAUCCAUGCUGGAACACAGAGUGGAACACAAGAUGAAAUACUACACAGUUGAGACGGGCAAUACUUUGGAUUCUCAUAUUCAGUUUAUGAGACAAGUCAACAACACCACAAGAUGUUUUACGGAAGUCGAGUCGCCAGUGGAGAGUGAUGUCAUCAUGGCUUUCUGUCCCAUCGUCUCCCGCACCGGGACUGAUAUUGAAGCAGCACUGCAACAGAUUCCAACUGGUAAAGAUGUCAUUCUGGUAGUGCUGCAUCACACCUUCAACCCAGACUCCACUGUACCUGACAGCAGCAGACUAGUGACCAGAAGUGAUGUAAUAAUCACAGUGGAUUGUCUGUUCCAUGAGAGCCAGAGAGGACUACUGGAGUGUCCUCACAAUGAUGCAGCAGUCAAACAGAUUAGGCAGAAGCUUGACAUGACCAGAAGUCGUUGCUAUGUAGCUUGGAUUCUAAACUUUGUCAUGAUCCACAUCCCUCUACAAGACCUCUUUCUGGCAAUCUAUCUGUAAUUCGGAGCUAUAUAAUGUUUCCAGUGUCUUCAGUCUACAACUACUUUUUCAAUCACAAUCCACGUCCCUCUUCUAGACCUCGUUCCAGAUGUGAUGAAAUCAGUUCCACUUUUGUACCAACAAUGAAGACAUGUUAAUUGUUUUUAUGGAUUACAUCUUUAAUUCCAUUACAUAUUUAAGAAAAAGUAUUUACUUUUGAUGUUAAGAGCACUUGCAGUUGUAAUGUAUAGAAAUUGGGGACAAUAUUAAACAUGCUCAUCAAAAUGAAUGGAAAAUAAUAAAGAAGAAACAGGA